AGCAACUCCGAGUGUUGGCACCGAGAGCAGGGGAUGCUGCUGCCGCCGCCGCCGCCGCCACCGCCGCUGCCGCUCGGGCGGCUUCUGCUGCCCGGCUCCGCUCGGCCGCGCAACCGGCAUUGACUCGCGCUCAGCUCCUGGCUGCCUGGCCGGCCCCUCCCAGCCCGGGAUCCUCCCGCGGGGCGAAUCGCCCUAAGGCGAAUUAGGAGAGAAACAGAGCCUGAGACAGACAGCGCGGCGAGCAUGCGGAGGCGGAGGAACCUCGGCGCGCACGGCGGAGGCGCGUAGUGAGCCUGUCUCCGGCGAGCGUGCGAGAGAGGCGGCGGUUCGCCCUGGCGGCGGGUUCCUAGCCCAACCUCCCCGGGCCCCGGCGCGCUGCGGCUGCGGGCGCGGGGUGCCUGGAAGCGGCGGCUGCGGUGGAGGAGGCGGCGGCUGCUCCAUGGAGUGUUACUACAUUGUCAUCAGCUCCACGCAUCUCAGCAACGGACACUUUCGCAACAUAAAGGGAGUUUUCCGGGGCCCUCUCAGCAAGAACGGGAACAAAACUCUGGAUUAUGCUGAGAAGGAGAACAGCAUAGCAAAAGCUCUGGAAGAUCUGAAGGCUAAUUUUUACUGUGAACUCUGUGACAAGCAGUACUAUAAGCAUCAGGAGUUUGACAAUCACAUUAAUUCAUAUGACCAUGCCCACAAGCAGAGACUCAAAGAACUAAAACAAAGGGAAUUUGCUCGAAAUGUAGCAUCUAAAUCCAGGAAAGAUGAAAGAAAACAGGAAAAGGCACUCCAACGCCUGCACAAGCUGGCCGAGCUAAGAAAGGAAACUGUAUGUGCUCCUGGAAGUGGUCCUAUGUUCAAGUCAACAACUGUUACUGUGAGAGAAAAUUGUAAUGAAAUUUCCCAAAGAGUUGUGGAUUCAGUUAAUAACCAGGAAGAUUUCAAAUGUACUUUGAUUCAUAGCCAAGAGAAUGCUAAAGGUGUUACCACUGUUGCUACAGAUCCAGAAAGCGUGAAAAGUUAUACCGCCAAAAAGAGCCAACUUGGAGAUCAAGCCCAGGGGAUUCACAGACACAAAAUUGGCUUUUCUUUUGCAUUUCCAAAGAAAGCAUCCGUGAAGCUGGAGUCCUCAGCUGCAGCCUUCUCUGAAUACAAUGAUGAUGCCUCUGUGGAAACAGGAUUUAGCAGAAAAAGUAGAUUUGUCCCAGGUGCUUGUCAUCUUCACCUCUCUUCACCAACAGAUGUGCUUUUGAGUUCUGAGGAGAAAGCUAAUUCUUUUCAUCCACCAGAAGGAAGGUGCACUGACAAAGAAACUGCUCAAACUCAAGAGAUGAAAGAAGUUUCUAGUGAAAAAGAUACAUUACUAUUACCUCCAUUUUGCCAGUUUCAACUCCCUUCAUCAUCUGAUGCAGAUAAUUGUCAAAAUUCAGUCCCUUUAGCAGAUCAAAUUCCACUGGAAGAUGUUAUUAUUAAUGAAGACAUACCUGUAAGUGGUAACACUUCUGACUUGCUAGGAAAUAAAUCCAUAGUUCUUGAUAUGGCUAAUGACUGCUUGCCUUUGCAAGCUACCAUAGAAGAAAGUGUUAAGGACAAUGUUGCAUCCACGAUUGAAGCUGAAUAUAAAAAUCACAGCCCUGACAUGUUGGCCCCUUUAAAUUCUGAAGAGGAUAAUAUAACCCUACAUAAAAAAAUGGAUUUAUAUAAAAGACCAUGUGAGCCAUUUGUACCCGUACUUAACAAAGAUGGAUCCACAGUUCUUCAGUGGCCAUCAGAAAUGCUGAUUUACACAACUACUCAACCAUCAAUUUCCUAUAGCUGUAAUCCUCUCUGUUUUGACUUCAAGUCCACUAAAUUAAACAACAAUCUAGAUAAAAAUAAGCUGCCCUUAAAUGAUCUUUCUUCUCAUCAGAAGGGAGAAGACAUUUGCAAGAGACCAGUUUUAGACUGCAAGGACACAUCUGUGACAGGACUUACUGAUCAUGAAAUUGGAGGUAGCAGAAAUGGAUAUACCCAAGUCACUCCUCUUUUGGCUGAUGAUACGCUCUCCAAUAGCUGUGAUUCUGGAAAAAAUGACAGUAUGAGUCAGAGGUAUAAAAAUAUUUCCUGUAGGAUCAGAAAAACAAAAAAAUAUACUUUUACUAAAAAUCAGAUAAAACAGGAUGCUCUUGGUGGCAAAUACAACAAAAUAAGAUUGAAAGAUACUCAUGAACUCUGGUUCCAUAAAAGUGGAAGAAAGAAAAAAAGAAGAAAGUUAUGUCACCAUAAUUAUGGAAAGAAAACCAAAGAAUCAGAAACUUAUUUCAAAAUGGAAAGAGAAAAUAGUUACACUGAUAAAACUAGGAAAAAUCUACUGGAAACAAUUUCAGAAAAACAGUAUUUAGCUACAGAGCAAUUCUUGGACUCACAGCAAUUACCUGAUAAAAGACCCAAAUCAGCAUCCAUAUACUUAAGUGAAAAUGAAGAAACGUGUAAAACCCAGAACACGGAACACAAUAAUAAUAAGAAUAUUAUCAGUUCUAAAAACCACUGUAAAAAGAGCUCAGAUGUUUUAAAUGGACAAUCCAAUUCAACAAUGAUACGUUCUGUGAAACAUCAUUUAACAUACUCCAGAACUUACUGCAGUUGGAAAGCCAAAACGUCCAGCUGUAGUCAAGAUCACAGAUGCCUAGUUCUUCAAAAUGAAAUGAAAUGCAUGAGUCAGAACCAGGCAGUUAAAAGAGGUUAUAAUUCUCUCAUUAAUGAAUCAGAAAGAUGCCAUCAAAAACGUAGACAACAUUCAUAUUCUUAUUCUUCAGAUGAAAGUUUAGAUCAACAGAAUUAUCUGCCAGAAGAAUUUUUGAGGCCACCCCAUGCUUCUGCUCCUUGUAAACCUAAAAGGAAACGGAGGAGGAAAAGUAGAUUCCACACCAGUUUUGAAGCUUUGGAACUCAAGGAGAAGACAGAUUAUCCCAGGAAAGGUAAUUCUUCCUUAUAUCACCAAGAUGAAAUAAUAAGUGAAGACAGAACAGAGGAAAUAAAACCACAAGAAAGUGCAAAUGUCAAAAGGAACUCAGAACAAAUGGACCAAGUAGAAAAUAAACUGACUUUGCCCGCUAACAGUCCCCUUCCUUCUGAAACCAAUGGUGAAACUGAGCAGGUCGUAAUGGAGACCACUUCUGGUGAAUUGUCAGAGAUUUCCAAUGAACCCACCACAUCAGUCUACAUAGCUAGUGCCCCAACAAAAGAAGAAAUGGACAGUACCUUGCUUGAACACAAAGAAAGAAGUGAGAAUACAAAUAUUAAUGAGAAGCAAAUUCCUUUCAAGGUGCCUAGUAUUGAAAGGAACUUUAGACAGUCACAACCUAAAUCAUACCUUUGUCAUUAUGAAUUGGCUGAGGCCCUUCCACAAGGAAAGAUGAAUGAGGCAUCAACUGAGUGGCUGUGUUUUAAUUCAGGAAUCCUUAAUGCACAACCACCAUUACCAUUCAAAGAAGCACAUGUCAGCGGCCAUACCUUUGUAACAACGGAGCAGAUCCUGGCUCCGUUAGCUUUACCAGAACAAGCAUUAUUGAUUCCAAUAGAAAACCAUGACAAGUUCAAAGACCUACCAUGUGAAGUCUACCAGCACAUCAUUCCGCCGAGCAUGCUGGCCAACAAGGUCAAAUUCACUUUUCCUCCAGCUGCCCUUCCACCCCCUAGCACACCUCUGCAGCCUUUGCCUUUGCAGCAGCCCUUGUGUUCUACCUCUGUAACCGCUAUCCACCAUACUGUUUUGCAGCAGCAUGCAGCAGCUGCUGCAGCCGCAGCAGCAGCUGCAGCUGCAGGAACCUUUAAAGUGCUUCAACCACACCAACAGUUUCUGUCCCAAGUCCCAGCUCUCACCAGAACAUCGUUACCUCAGAUCUCAGUAGGACCAGUAGGACCAAGGCUUUGUCCUGGGAAUCAGCCAACUUUUGUUGCUUCUCCUCAGAUGCCAAUCAUUCCAGCUUCAGUUCUUCAUCCUAGCCAUCUGGCUUUCUCACCUUUACCCCAUGCA
Lipotes vexillifer (Yangtze River dolphin) is the source of this 4006-nucleotide messenger RNA. It is a transcript of the gene ZNF804A, whose product is annotated as zinc finger protein 804A. The transcript is spliced from 4 exons. Gene Ontology annotation, cellular component: nucleus. The annotation marks the transcript as partial. The record is from RefSeq and is a predicted model, not a curated record. Lineage: Eukaryota; Metazoa; Chordata; Mammalia; Artiodactyla; Lipotidae.